AUGGCAGGGCCUUCAGAUUAUGCAAAUUCCGCGCAAGAGUUACAAGUGCUCGAAUGUCUACACAGAGAUGGAUGGGUUGUAUUGAAGAAUGCUGCGAGCAUCAAAUCUCAACAGCAAGCGCCAUUCAACGAGGUUGUUCUUGCUCUUCUGUCUGCUGCACGGAGUGGGAGCAGCGACUUUGAGAGCAGUUACCCUGAGGUUUCAUGGCCAUCAAACCUACAAAAAGGCCCAAACCCAAUUCAGCGACCUCAAAACUGGAGGGGUAUGGUGCAAGAACGGGCAACGGAUAUAGUGGCGAUCUCCUGCCACCACUUUUGGGGUGACGAGACGGAUAUAUGGGACUGGGAAUAUGAUACGGGGCUGCGUGGCGAUGAGACCGGACAGAUGGCAUCUGUGGCUGCUACUGGUGGAGACUUUGGCUGGCUACCACGGAGGCUUCCGAAGCCGCGAGGCCAGACUGAUCUUGUCACUGUAAAGCAUCGAUGGAAGCACUUUGGUUGGACAACGCCUUCGAGAGGGCCUUGA
This is a messenger RNA of Histoplasma mississippiense, 525 nucleotides long. RefSeq lists its product with no specific name. Bases 1 to 525 code for a protein of 174 amino acids. The record is from RefSeq and is a predicted model, not a curated record. The transcript is spliced from 4 exons. Lineage: Eukaryota; Fungi; Ascomycota; Eurotiomycetes; Onygenales; Ajellomycetaceae.